UCAGUCCGCCGUGUAGAAGCCUUCUAAAGGAAUUUACCAUGAGAUCAUGCUUUCUGUAGAUUCUUGCAGUGCCACGGUUUCUUUCUUUCUUUCAUGUUUUGUUUCGUUUGAUUGUCAUUAUUUUUCCGAAUUACCAUGUGGCAUCUUUAAAAGUCUGUGUUGUUUCCUGUUAAUACUUUGUAUGGGUUGUUUAUUUGUUUGUCGUUUGUUUGUUGAUGAACACAGCGAGGUUCAGGCGCCCAGGAGAGUGCAUGGGAACGCAGAAAGGAAUUGUGGGAGUUUGUUUGCGUUUGUGCGUCACGUUCGUCCGACAGUUUGUCUGUGCUAGUGCUAUAGAAGCUUUGUGUCCUUAUUGAAUUGUGUGUUAGGUGUUUAGAUGUGGAGAAAGCGCUUUUCUACCACAUGGUCGGUGUUUCCCUUUCUUCUUCUUCUUCUUCUGUCUUCCUCUUUAUUCAAAUGAACGCAUUUGAUUAAGACCCAUGAAUAUUCAUUAAAAAAAAAAAUAAUAGUAAUACAUUGACCAGGCAUAACACAAACGUUGACAGGGUCAAAUAAUUGGGGGGGAAAAAAACAAAAAACCACCGUCAAUCAGAGGUAGGAAAUUGUUGGCUCUUGGCUUUACGUCAGCAUUACAUGCGUAUGACGUUUUAAUGCCUUGCCAGCUUUCCUUUCUCUGAUCUGAACAGUCCUCCCACAUCCCAGUGUCUGGCUAUGUUUAGAUAUGUGCAGAUGUACUGUAGAGCUGUCUCUCUAAGGGAGCUUGUAUGUGUGUGUGUGUGUGUGUGUGUGUGUGCGCGCAUUUCUUCACAGAAUGUCAGUUUAGUUCUGGGUUGAAGAUGCCGUCUGGACGCCUCAGUACUCUUACACCACUCCGUACUCAUUCGAGCAUCUUAUAUCUUCAAACAUUCCAUGAAAACGAUUGAAAGGCUGUCUUACAGAGUGAGGGGGGAAAUGCCAUAGAAGUAAAAAAAAAAAAAAAAAAACUCAAUCAUGCCUUACAACUCAGAUUAACUGCUCGGUCAGCUUUCAUAACACUGAAUAAAUCUACAUCUUUAGUGUGUGUGUGUGUGUGUGUGUGUGUUCAGGAGUGGGGUUAGAGAAUGAGGUGUCUGCAAGCUCCACCCAGAAGUACUAAGGUGAAGCGUUUCCUUUCUUUUUUUCUGCCUCUCCUGUUUUUUUGGCCGAGCGGACUGUGAUUUAAUUGGUUGAUAUGUUUUCCUGUCUGCCCCCAGCCCCACCCCUCUGUGUGUGUGGGGUGGGUGGAGCUAUGGAGCUGAGCUCUUACUAUGUUCUAUGAUAAAUCAAAUCAAAAUAAACAAUCAUUUGUACAAACACCUGCGAGUAUGACGUGUCCUUUUGCACUUAUUCGUCUGCCGAUACAAUCGUGGCAUAUCUGCGCUCACCAUCCACUUUAUUAGGAACACCUGUACACCUGCUCAAUCAUGUAGCAGCAGCACAAUGCAUAAAAUCACGACGAUACUGGUCAAGAGCUUCAGGCAAUGUUCACGUCGAUCGUCGGAAUGAACAGACGGUGUGAUUUCUGUGACUUGGGAUUUUCACACACAGCAACAAACAAACAAACAUACAUCCUGUGAGUGGAGGGUCUGAUUGGAUAGCAAGCAGGUGUAUGAGUGUUCCUAAUAAAGUGAAUGGUGAGUGUAUAUACAGGAUUAAAUCUUCAGUGUUGAUGGGCUGAAUUAAUCAUGCACCAAAUGAUUUAAUGAUUAGAAGAUUUGCUGCACAUAACAAAUUUCAGAGGGAGUUUUGCAACCAUUUGCGAACCAGUGUACCGAUAAUACAAUACACUCUGCCAAGUAAUACAUUUGAACCAAUUGGUCAUGCUCGGUCAGUAUUAAGAGUGAGCAUGGUGUUAAUUUCAGCAUGGCACAUUCAUUUGUUACAGUGUAGCAAAUAGUUUGGAUUUGUUAGCUACAAAGUGUGUGUGUGUGUGUGUGUGUGUGUUCAAAUAGCAAAUCACAAAACAGCAGGUGCUCUACCUGUCUGGCUGAGAGUGGUCAUAACCGCUGCUUCGAGACAAAAGGAAAACUGGACAAUGGAAAUCAAUGUUAAAAGAGCCAUGCAGGAAAACAAUGUCAGUGAAGAGAGCGAGUCACACUAUAAUACCCACACACACACACUCAGAAGCACACUGAGCCAGGUUCCUGUAGACAAGGACUGUGCUGUUGUCCUUUCCUGCGCUGUAGCAGACGGCCAAAUCCACCCAGCGCGACGGGAGCCCCAGCUUACAUCACAUUACUCUAUUAAUAGACUCACAUUGUACACACCUUUACUUUCCCCCCUUCUGUCGCCGUAUUCUCAAGUACAUACUCCCAUCUUUCACUCGCACUCUUUCAUUCGGUUCUUCCUAAUUACUUAAACUCACUCUUUAGAGCUAUUAAGUGCAGGACCGGUGCCAUGAAACCUCCGCCCCUUUAUUUCAUCAGCCGGAACCGUGGAGCCUGCAACCCACAUCUUCUCUUUCACUGCAGCACAGAGGGAUAAAGAAGCGAAUGUUCUCUGUUUUGACAUCAUAACAUGACAGUCCAGAGAAAUUGCAAGAGAACACUGUAUAAUUGCGAAACACUUGCACAGACACGCAGACUCUGGCAGCAGGCCUCCAGGACAGAUGGGAACGACGGGACCGUACGACGAGGGGAGAAGGAAAAACUGCGAGAUGAGAAGAAAUGUGAGAAUCGCAGAGGAUUUGCCGAGAAGGAAAGCGGGUUUGAUUUGCGCGAGGAAUAGAAAGAUAAUCCAGGAUACGGUCGGUUUCAGACGUAUUAACACUCUUUGAAAAGAAUUUAAGGAAGCACGAAUGUUAAAUAUGUUCGUCGUUCAUGACCAUGAGAAAGAAAAAGCAAAAAAAAAAAAUAUAUACAUAAAUAAAUAAAAGACAGAUUGUUGUUGACCAGCAAAAAUGGUAAUGGAUAUAAAAAUAGAUACAAUCAAGGUCAUGAUAUAAAAAAUAAAAUCUAAGGUCUGGAAUAGUUCUAGUACGUUUGCCAGAAACAGGGCACAUGAGCACUCUGCUCCAGGCAAAGAAGACCCUCAAGGUCACAAUUAAACGAUUAACUACACUUAAAGUUUAAAAAUAAACUGUACAGGCCACCUCUACAAAACAAGCUGUUUGGAAGAUUAGCAGGAAAUAAGCUCUUCCUGCAAGACUACAGGAAGAGAAUAUCACUGACAUCUUAAAAAAAAAAGUGAAGACCUACUUCUCUGCUAAGUACUUACAGUAAACGAGCACUAUUUUCAUAACAAAAAUAAUGUUUUUGUUGUUGAACUAACUCCUCUUUGAUAAGGUUUUAUCUUGAUACUAUGCUAGUACAGACCCUGACGUAUUUACACUACCAUGAGCAUAGAUUCCUGAUGGAUACUAUAAAGUAGGGGGCACGGUGGGUGAAUUGGUGAUUAGCAUGUCCUGCCUUGUGGGCCUUGAGUUGGCAUGUUUUCCCCAUGCUUUGGGGGUUUCCUUUGGGUACUCUGGUUUCUUCCCCAGUCCAAAGGUUGAUUGGAAUUUCCAAAUUGUCUGUAGUGUGGGAAUGUGUGUGUGAUGGGUUGGCACCCCAUCCAAGGUGUUCCCUGCCUUGUUCCCCGAGUCCUCUGGGAUAGUCUCCAGGCUCCCCGCUACCCUGUGUAGGAUAAGUAGUAUGGAAAAUAGAUGGAUGGAUAGACUAUAAAGCACUUCUGUUAGUUGCUCUGGAUAAGGAUCAGCUGCUAAAUGCUAUAAGUGCAAAUGUUUUCCAAUGUCUUUGGCAUUUUAAGAACCUUUUGGUCUGAACCAAAAGAAUAAUUCUGCAUUCGACUUACCUUGGAAGGCAGAACUCGAAUUACGUCAUUUUCGACCUCCACGCGUUUGUGCUACAAAGUUGGAUCCUUCCACGUUCGUCUAUUGUUACCAUCAAGCUAGCCAGCUAAGUGUGAUGAGUGAGGUUUAUUUUCCUCCUCGAAACAGCGAACUAUAUAGUCUUAUAUAGUGUACAGUGUUACAUAUUUAACAAGCGAAUAUGUCUAUGUUCCUUGAUCUAAAGCUAACACUUGUGUAUAUACAGUAUGCUGAUCCUGUGAGCAGCCAUGUUGAUUUGAUGGCACUUGCUGAACUCGGGCUUGAGGGGACCGUCCCGAGUUCACGAGUAGGAAUUCCUAGUCGAGAGGGUGCUUUCUUUGUGUUUUCCAAGGUCCGAGAUCACAGAAUUUCUAUAUAUGCUGUAUACUGUAUAUCGGAAAGGUUUCGGUCUGUAACAGAGAAGUUGACAUAGAAGAAAACAAAAAAACAAAUAUAAUAUUAACCUAAUGUUAAUCCACGGCGGGGUUGGGGUGGGGGGUUAUGGAGGAAAUAUGGACAUGAAGAGUGUAAGAAAAGCAUAUAGGACAGAAGUAAAGGAGAAAGAGAGACUAGUAGAGCUCAGGAGACAGAUGUGAUAGAAUGGUUUUAUUGGAUCUAACUGGCUGUGGGCAAAAAAACUCAGACACUGGAUGAUUGAUUUACUAUGACAGAAGUGCACCCAAACUGAAGCUCAGCUCUCUCUUACUCACACACACUGCUAUACCCCCCCAAAAAAAGUUUGCUUUGAGCCCAGAAGUAUAAGAGAACUCGAGUUCUUGAAGUUAUUUGAAUUAUUUAGGUUGUUGGUUAUUUAAAGCCCUGCAGACCUCCACUCUGCCCUCCUGCUUUCCACCAGCAUGUUGAAACUCUCCACGGCUUGCUCUCUGAAUAAACACGCUUCUCCUAGGAAUUAUAGUUCCUGAAACCUUAACUUUCUUUUCCCAAGAGACAGACAGGGCUGUGCGAGGCAGAGUUUCCUUGUCAAAGCAUUUUUAGGCAGUCGGUAUGCUUUCGUGGCAUCUGGACCAACUGUGCUAGCUGGUGGGGUGAGUAGUUCUUAGUGAAGUCCUGCGGGAAAACGACGCAGCUGAAGAAGGGACAGCUACACUACAGCGAGCAUGCUUAGAAACCGCUGUCACCUUCAGUUAACGUCAGCCAGCUCUCAAUACACCAUUUCCUGUUCAGGUUAGGAAAUAAACAAGGCCAACGUGAUGACAUGUUCUGUUAAAUGGAUGUAUAAUUAAACUAUCAUGCACAAUUAUCACCUAUCUAUCGAAACAAUUCUGUCCGAAAAUUGUCAGAGAAAUAUCUAUUAGUGUUUUUAGUCAUGGGAGGCACAGAAAUGACAAACGUGGUUUAUUUAUUUAUUUUUAAGUCAAUGCUAUAUCCCACUGUAGGGACUUCGAUCGUGGAGUCUGCACUACUUACUCAAACGGACAACCUGGCCAAGAUAUUACAUGGCUGAUUCCUACUUCUUCAUGAGGGGAAAGUUCAUUUAGUCUCGAAACUAUAACUGAUCACUCGCUGCGACGCACACGUCGUUCACUCCUGUUUGUCGAGUUUGUUUAAACAUUGUCACUGAAAAACUCUUGGCCGUCAACAGACAAUUAUCUGGUCUAGUAGAUCUUAUUUAUAUUGGAUGCGGACAGAAAAUCAUUGCUCUUUGGGUCAAGAAAACCACAAGCUUUUGGAACGAGGGAACACUAGGCAUGCAGUAGAUGAUUUGGAAGAUGAUGGGGGCUGAGGAGAUCUACCAACAGGUUUAUUGUACCCCAACAUGGAUCAUACAUAAUCACGGAUACAGUAUGAGCCAGCAUACAGAUAAGGCACAUCGAUAGAUACCCAAGGCUGUGAAGCAAGGGUUAAAUUGGAGGUGGGUUCAAUGGAGAGGACUUCCCCAGCUUUUACGCUCUUCACAGUAAAACUGACAAGAAAAGAUAUUUAGAGUGAUGCCAUAGAAGAACCAUUCUGGACGUCCAUUUUCUGAGGAACGUUUUAUUGACGUCGCCACAGGUGUUACCGUUGUGUGAAAGGAUCUGGGCGUGGACAAUGAUUUCGUUUAGCUGGGCGGCUGUGGAUCAGGUGGUAGAGCGGGGUGUCCACUAAUCGUAGGGUUGGCGGUUCGAUUCCCGGCCCAUGUGACGGCACGUACUGAAGUGUCCUUGGGCGAGACACUGUACCCCAAGCUGGUCCCGAUGGCAAGUUAGCACCUUGCGUGGCAGCUCUGCAACCAUUGGUGUGUGAAUGGGUAACUGAGAACCAGUGCAAAUUCUUUGUAGAACCACUAAAGGUUAAAAAAGCGCUAAAUAAGUGCAGACCAUUUAGUUUAUUGUGGCAACAAAAAUCGGACUGAAAGCUUCUUCAGGAAAUGAAAAAAGCGUUCUUCAAGUAACCAAGAAUCUUUUCAGGCGUCGUUCUUUCCAUCUUUCUUGUUUGUAUUUUUUAAGUGUGUGAAUGUAAACUGCAAGUAGUAGCAAACUAAGCUCUGCUAAAAGUAAAUCGUGCGUGUGCAUUCGUGUGUGUUCUUACGAUGUUGUGCAACAGUCACAUCACUGCGCUGCUUGAGCACUCUCACUAAUGGCGUGGUCCACAAGGGCAGCCAAGCCAAGCCAAGCCAAUAUGCACCGUUCAAUAUUUUGGAGCGUGGCGAGAGGUGGAACAGUGACAGGUCACUCUGCAGGAGGCAGGAGGAGUUCUGCUCGCUCAAGAAGAGCCACUGACAGUGAAGGUGAGAGUGGAUUAAUGUGAGUUGAUGGCAAAAUGACACAGCAUGGGCCACUGUAAUGAUACUCUGGAUGUUUCUUUCUUUUUUUUGUUUGUUUUCCAACCACAUGGCCAAAGAAAGAAAUCAACCAUAGGUGUGUCAUAAACAAUUCCCACAAUAUUGAAGUGAUAUAUCAGGCUGCAGGCAACUGCACAACAACACAGCUUCUUUUAUACCUGCUCUCAGUUUGGAUUUCAACUAAAACAAAGACUAAGGAUUAAAAAAAAAAUAAAUAAAAAAAAUCAGGUGUCUACAUAGAUAUGUUGAUCCAUCGAGUAAUCAUAGCUGUUUUACACAUUCUAGGGGAAGCAAAAGAAAUGGAAAUCUUAAAUAAGAAGCUAAUCCUGUGCAGCUGAUGACCGUCUUAAGUCUCUGACCCAUAAACAUAACUGGAAACUGGGUAUAUUUCCAUGAUUCUCAGUAAUGCAGGCAUUUUCAGUUCCUACUUGUUUCAUAGGCUUUAUGAAAUCACCAGUAGGAUUCAGGUUUUGUGGUUGGCUAGUCAGGAACAUUCCAUGCUUUAAGUUCCUGACUUGAAAACCUCCUUAAGUGCUUCAUUGCUUUGUUGUGUUUUAAGGUGGAAAGUUGUGUUUUAAGGUGGAAAGCUGUUUACUAGGAUUUGGUGAAUUUGUUCUGCUGAUGCUGUUUGCAGUCAGUCAUCAAGAAAGACUUGUGGGUCAGCUCACACACAGCCAUGACGAUAAGCAUUUCCUUUCCUCCAUACUUCUCUCCUGUUACUGCUCGACUCGUCACGGUGCUUGUGCUUUUGGAAAUGUGGUAUUAUUUUUAAGCAUUGUGACGGUAUUGACACUUGUCCAGUCUUCAUGCCGAGAUGCAAACAGAAUCAGUUAUCACAUAUGGAAUUGAUUUGUGAGCUGUCUUUUGCAUAACCAUCCUGCUGAAACCCCUCCCCCAAAUAAUAGAAACACCAUCACAGAAAUUCUAAUGGUUUCCACUACAAAUACCAUUACAAACCAUCAGCUAACCAUUAAAACCCAUUACCAUUAUUGGUUCUUAAUGGUAUCGACUAGACAUAACAUGCCACCAAUAGAAGUCCACAAAUUACCAGUAGAGACCCAGAGGGACCAUUAGAGUUUCCAUUAAAACCAAUAAAAUUCCCAUUCAACCAUUACAAAUUCUAUGAGGGUUUCUACUGUAUUUUUUUUCCAGCAGUGGUUAAAGAUGCAUAACUUAAACAUCCAUAGAAAUAGACAACUGUGUAAUUGCAUUUGGUCCUCUAAAACUGCAGUUUCAUAACCAUAAACUGGAGAAAGAGGAUGAAUAUAGGACAAGCAGCAGUGUGAGCUGAGUCUUCUGACGGAACAACACCGCCAUCUUGUGGUAGGAAAUGUAAACGACACCGUGACAGCAAAACUAACAUAAUUACAAAAAACACACACAAAAAAAGGUUCAAAAGCUGACAAGUUUUUUUUUUCCUCUCUCUCUCUAAUUAAAUCCCCCUCAAACGAUUUAAACAACAUUUUUAACUGACAUGCCCGACAUGUUAGUCUGUAUCCUCCUACUUUAUAUCAUGUAAACUACUUAUAGCAAUCUGAGGUCAGCCUAUACGGCUAAAAGAAUCAGUGAAUAAGGAAAAGAAUGAAUCAAAGCUUUGAUUCACUUGAUUCAAUCCAGAGUGGAAUUCUAGAAAUAUCUAGAAAUUUCACUUUGCUUGGAUAACUUUUUUAUGUCUUAAUUUUUUGUAUAGAAGCCUAGCUAAUAUUACAAUCAUAUUUCAGUGCAACUAUUUAUUGCGCAAUUUAUAACGAACGAACAAACAAACAAACAAAUAAAUAAACCAGUUGAUAUUUAAGGGCUCUCUUUGUCCCCUGACUUGUCCUGACUUUUAAUACAGUACUGGUACUUUAAUAAGCUACCUAAAGUCACAUGACCUUGGUAGAGUACUGGUUUCCAUGGUAACAGCGUGCAGGUAUAGGUGCUCUCCCACGGCGCGCGCAGGUUCACACUCCGGCAGAUGGAUGGACCAAUGGACACAGCCACGCCUUCUCUAAAAGGCAAAGCAGACAGAUGGAUGCGUAACUCCUCUCUCAACUUGCACUGCACCAACUACCAACAGGACUACGGUAAAGAAGGAUUCAGUUCAUGCUUAGGUCAUCACUAUGGGACAGGCUACUCUGCCAAUCUGAAACCUGCUGGUUACUACAGUCCCAGCCGCGAGCUGCUUCACAACCCCAACCUCGGUGUUUCACUAUUGGACAGUUUUCAGUCCCAGACUAAACGCCAUUACCAACCACUGACUGUACCCAAUGGAGCUGAGGCGCUGCCUAGCAUGACAGACAAGAGCAGAGAAAGUGGAUACCUGCAACUUCACACACACCCCAGACCUAAAUUAGUAUCAUGCCAGACGGAGUAUAAGCGCAGUUACAGUCCUCAGAGGCCCACACUCUCAGUGUACCGUAAGCAUCAGAUGGUGGGAGCUAAAGAAGAGAGCGGAUUCACUGAGGGAACCAACCUGCAGUACAAUAUACUUCUACCCCAAGACACCCCCAUGGCCCACAAUUCAGGAGAAGCUCGUCAGACGCAAAACAGCGUGACGAGGACGGACUUCCGCCCUACAUCUGUCCUUCAGGGCAAUGAAGUGUUACCCAAAUUGGUCGCUCAUGCUCCUCGAGAGACUGCAUUCACCAGGGACACUCAGGAACUGCUCAGGACAUGCCCUGAUUCUCCGGUACCGGCGUGUCCUCACGGCCACAGACAGAAGAGCCUGCUGUUUGCCGAGAGAUCUAUUGGACGGAAGGAAAGCUCAGGCUUCAUCCUCAACACUCCCAUCCUCAAGACCCUGUCAGACACACCCUAUGACCCACUGCAGUUCCUCUCACACUACCACAACAAGUUUUGCGACAAGGCAGGUUUCGAUACGCUUAAGGCAGGCUGGAACAGAGGAGGUAUUCACAAACACAGAGACAGCGGAUAUAGCGGACGAGAUACAGACAGGUAUAAAUACUACGAACACAAUUAUGAAUGACACUCGUACGGUACCGCUAAAAAGACUCGUAUGAAAUCCACAUCGUAUGAAAUAAAGCAAAAUGAUCUGCCGAUAGAAUGACAAUUUUCAGCUUGAAAAAAUAUGUUCGCUCUUCCUUCUUCUCUCCUUCACAGGUUUAAUCUUUGUGGAUAUUAAGUCAUCCAUCGAAUAAAUGGAAAGCUGCUCUACUGA
Messenger RNA from Ictalurus punctatus (channel catfish), 9768 nucleotides. RefSeq names its product protein phosphatase 1, regulatory subunit 32 (gene saxo4). Gene Ontology annotation, molecular function: phosphatase binding. The record is from RefSeq and is a predicted model, not a curated record. NCBI's taxonomy places the organism in Eukaryota, Metazoa, Chordata, Actinopteri, Siluriformes, Ictaluridae. The transcript has 11 exons. The coding region runs from base 8566 to 9576 and encodes 336 amino acids.